AACACCAGUACUUGGGUGUUGGGAUUUUGAUGCAUCGCCAACUUAAGUAUGAAAUCAGCGUUUCGAAACGCCUAUUAUUUGACGCUCUCUCGCUUCUCCUUAAACCCUAACGCCUCUAUUCUUCAUCUUGUUCCCGCCGUUUCCACUUUUAGUUCACCUCCUUCAAGCGUUUUCAAAAACCUUUCCUUCCGUUCCCCUCUCACCGCUACUCUCUCUUCCGCUUCCAUGGUCGGCGGUGACUCCGACGCGCCGCAAUCCUCUCCUUCUCUGGAGAAGCAGUUCGAGAAGUUCCGAGUCGAGCUAGAAGACUCUGGAAUCUUACGUGAACGCAUACGCGCGGUCGUCUUGGAAAUCGAGUCGGCCACUCGACUCAUGCAAGCUAGCCUCCUCCUCGUUCACCAAUCUAAACCAAUUCCCGAGGUUUUAGAGAAGGCAAAGGCUCGGAUUAAUGUUUUAAAGGAUCUAUAUAAUAAACUUGCUGAAGUUGUUAGGGAAUGCCCUGGACAAUAUUAUAGAUAUCAUGGGGAUUGGAGGAGUGAAACUCAAAUGAUAGUUUCUUUGCUUGCUUUUAUGCAUUGGCUGGAAACAGGAACUCUGCUUAUGCAUACUGAAGCUGAGGAAAAACUUGGAUUGAACAAUUCGGAUUUUGGUUUAGAUGUGGAGGACUAUCUUAUUGGUAUUUGUUUCAUGUCAAAUGAAAUGCCAAGAUAUGUGGUGAACCAAGUGACAGCUGGGGACUAUGAUUGCCCAAGAAAGGUGUUGACGUUCUUGACAGAUCUCAAUGCAGCCUUCCGGAUGCUUAAUCUCCGAAAUGAUUUCCUGCGCAAGAAGUUUGAUAGUAUGAAGUAUGACCUAAGAAGGGUUGAAGAGGUCUAUUAUGAUGUUAAGAUUCGAGGCUUGGCGACCAGUGGGGAUUCAGUAGGCGAUCAAGGAACCCAAGGGCAAUCAUAGGUUGCAAAAGUGGUAUAUACAACUAUUAACCCGUCCGACUUUCUUGACUGCUUGGAAUUCAGUUACUUUUGAUCUUCUUUGUGGUCUGCAAUGCCUGAGAGAGUUGGUGGUCCUUUGCUGCAUGGUUUAAAGCCAAAAUUUUGCUACCUAAACAAAGGGAAGAGGGUUAAAUAGUUGUCAUGAGAGUAUACUUGACAAUCCUAAUCCUUUCCAAUUUGUCUACUCUAUCGAUUGCUUAAGUUAGUCUUUUCUGGUAUUCCAUCAAAUUAGUUGCUUCUGCCAUUACUUCUUUUUUAGGACAAUGUCUUUGUGGCCUUCCCUGCCAUUCAUGGUUAAGCUUGGUAUCAGGUUCUGCAUGGUUUUAUUUACGCAUAUAAUAUUUGUACCCGACUGUCACACGAAUCCAUGAUAAUGCAUGAAAAUCCAAAGUAUGGUGGGUUAGCUGGUGCUUAUAAACAUUAGUUAAGAAUAGAUUAAACACUAUUUAAACAAAAAAAUCUCGCAUUUAAUGCACGAUUUUCAUCAAAUUCAAGAAGAGAUUUUAUGGUGUGUCGAAAAUAUAUUUUGCUUAUUAAUUAUCAAUGUUUUUCGUCAAUUACUAUGAACUGAUGAUCAUUGGCAAUCAACAAUGAUUAGCCAUAUGAUUAGAUGACCAUUAACAAUGAUCACGAUUAACACUUGAUAGUGAUUCUCAGUGAUUAAGAUGAUAUUU
Molecule: messenger RNA, 1663 nt
Organism: Durio zibethinus
Lineage: Eukaryota; Viridiplantae; Streptophyta; Magnoliopsida; Malvales; Malvaceae
Product: Translin family protein
Biological process (GO): RNA metabolic process
Molecular function (GO): single-stranded DNA binding; RNA binding; sequence-specific DNA binding
Source: RefSeq, a predicted model, not a curated record